Molecule: messenger RNA, 999 nt
Organism: Zingiber officinale
Lineage: Eukaryota; Viridiplantae; Streptophyta; Magnoliopsida; Zingiberales; Zingiberaceae
Product: cold-regulated 413 inner membrane protein 1, chloroplastic-like
Exons: 6
Coding region: 113-781 (222 amino acids)
Cellular component (GO): membrane
Source: RefSeq, a predicted model, not a curated record
CGAACAAAUCAAGUCUGGAGGUAUUUAAAGUGCGAGCUCCUCGUCACUCUCGCUUCGCUUCUUCUCCCUUCCCCUCGAUCUUCACCGCGAUCCCCGAUCACCGGAUCCGACGAUGCCCACCGGUGUCCUCUUAUCCCUCCCCUCGCCGUUCCUCGCCUCUCCGGCCGCCCGCUCGAGUCUCCAAUGCCGCCCUCCCCCUCUCGCCCCCGUCGCCCGCGGCGGUCCAGUCACCACCCCUGCCCUUAGGCUGCUUGGCCCUGCUCUACCCAUCACGGGCAUGCCGUCGAUGGUUAAGAAGGCAAACAAAAGGCUUGGUGGAGUGACAUGCUAUGCUGCGCCGCUUAGUCCGCAUACGGUUCAAUGGGUUUCUGCUGUCUCCAUCGCGGUACUAAUGUUCGCCAAAGGCACAGCAAUCCAUAAAUCCUUUCUUCUCCCGCUUUUCGCUUUGCAAGCACCUUCAAGUGUCAUUUCAUGGAUCAAGGGUGACUAUGGCACAUGGGUUGCAUUUUUGGCAUUUCUAGUCCGUCUUUUCUACUACAUUCCAGGCCAACUUGAGUUGCCUUUCUUUACAAUGUUGCUUGUCAUCGUGGCUCCUCAUCAGGCCAUGAACUUAAGAGAUACUCAAUCUGGUUCAAUCGUGUCCUUGGCAAUAGCAGCCUAUCUAGCCUUUCAGCACUUCUCCAAGGUUGGAAGCGUGAGAAGUGCUUUAGACAAAAGCUCCAUCGUAGCAACGUCAGCCAUCAUCUUCAUCACCAUCAUCCCUUGCUUGUUCCUGCUCUGAUCCUCCUCCGACAAGAAGCCGUCAAACAUAAUAAUCUGUGAGCCCGAGUCCACCACGUACUCAUCUUCCAUAGUUUUACCUCCUGUUGGCAUGUUAUCUAGAAAAGUUUCUACUGAAGCUUCCAUAUAUUCUAUAAUGAAUUUCUUAUGUAAAUCGUCAAAUUCGAUAUGGCCCUUCAUCACUAAUUCCUUAGUUUGGAUGGAUGAAUUCCAAAUAAA